Saccostrea cuccullata (small rock oyster) is the source of this 1214-nucleotide messenger RNA. RefSeq lists its product as uncharacterized. NCBI's taxonomy places the organism in Eukaryota, Metazoa, Mollusca, Bivalvia, Ostreida, Ostreidae. The record is from RefSeq and is a predicted model, not a curated record. The transcript is spliced from 4 exons. The coding region runs from base 42 to 1214 and encodes 390 amino acids.
AAUCAGAGGUAUUUUGCUGGGAUGUGGGGGCCCAUGAAGAAAUGUCUUCAGAAGUUGAAGGAAUCCAAAGUGGUGAUGACUGUGAUGUACUACAAAUACAUAAUGAAGAUGUGGAAGUGUUGCCUGUAAUAGAAGGAAAGGAUGACAUCCCCAAAGUUGACCAUUCAUAUUGCUCAAAAGCCAACACCACUGCUGUUUCCACUACCAGUAUACAGUGUCAGACUGAUGUUACAUUAGAAGAUUUAUCAGCAUAUGAUGAUAUUCAUCUGAAGGACAAAGGCAGUAUGAGAAGAAGCCAUGUCAUGAAUGAUGUCCUGAAGAAUGAUGCAUCCUGUAAAUUCUACACUGGGCUUUCUCUUGGAAUUUUCUUUCUGUUGCUCAAUUCGCUCAAAGACAAAGCUGCCAGACUUUCAUACUGGAGGGGAAAGGAAACUAACUUGGAAAAUAAUGAGAUGAAAAGGAGAGGGCCAAAGAGACUAUUAUCUAUUCGAGAAGAAAUGGUGAUGACCCUGAUGCGCCUCAGAAGAGGGAUAGAUACAAAAACGUUGGGUGCUAUCUUUGGUGUACAGGCUGGAACUGUCAGUAAAAUUUUUUUCACAUGGACAACUUUUCUUGCAUUGGAACUUAAAUUUCUAAUUUCAUGGCCAACUAGAAAUCAAAUUGCACAAAAAUUACCAAGUUGUUUUAAAUAUUUCCCCAGCACAAGGUGUAUUAUUGAUUGCACAGAGUUUUUUAUUCAAAAACCCAGUCUACCUUCCUCACAGAGAAUUACUUGGUCAUCUUAUAAGCACCACAAUACUCUAAAGUCAUUAAUUGCAAUUACCCCAACAGGAUCAAUCUGCUUUUUGUCUAGUUUAUUCACUGGCAGCAUCUCUGAUAAACGGAUAGUUGAAGAAUCUGGAUUUUUAGAAUGUAUAGAAAGAGGGGAUGACAUAAUGGCAGAUCGAGGCUUUUUGAUAAGAGGAAACCUGGCUCUAAAAGGAGCUACGCUAAACAUUCCCCCCUUUGCUUUUAACAGACAACUAUCGGGUUUAGCUGUAACAAAAACAAGACGCAUAGCUAGGGCAAGAAUACAUGUAGAGAGGGCAAUUGGUCGACUUAAAUGUUUCAACAUUUUGCAGGGUGUUAUACCACUUAAAUUAAAGCCCAUCAUUGAUCAGAUAGUAUGCUUGUGUGCAGCUUUAUGCAAUUUAGACCACCAGCUAGUGAAAUAA